UGACCCCUCGUCCAUUCUGAUUGUAUAACUGUAAUGUAUCUGUUAUCUCUGGAUAUGUAUAUUUUCUGAUUUGAUUUUAGUCUUCACAUCUUUCAUAAAUCCCAGUCUCCCUGAGCUUAAAUCCUAACCCCCCCCCCCCCGCUCCAGGGAGAGAGAAGCCCCCACUGUCCUUUGUUGUAUUCAGCCAACUCCUCCCACCCCAACUGUCACAUCUGACACUGACUGCCCCUCUGAUUCCGACUAGUGAGCAGGAAAUCUUUUGUCUAUCGUUUCACUAGAAGUCGGACAUUCCCCUCCCUGGCAGUACAAAUAGGUGAGCGGAGCUCUGGGCUGAAACAGAAGCAGCCGGAUCCUGAUAAACUGCUUCAGUGAAAGGAUGCACCAGCCUUUAAAAGAGGUACUAGUCUGUGGAACCAACGGUCUUGAAAAUUCCAACCAAGAACCAAGGGCGGAGAAAUUGCCCAUGAGGAUGUGCAACGAAACAUGCCAUGCGUUGAAUAUCCUGCAGAGUUUAAAUAUUUACAGAAAAACAGGGGUGUUUACAGACAUUGUCCUUGUUGUUGAAGGAAAGGAUUACCCCUGCCAUAAAGCAAUCCUGUCUUCCUGCAGUUCCUAUUUCAGAGCCAUGUUUGGUGGCCACCUCAAAGAGAGUCAACUUGACAUGGUGGAGAUCCAGAAGAUACCCUCACCAGUCAUGGACAUUCUUUUGGAAUACAUGUAUGGAGGGAGCCUACUGAUUGAAGAGGACAAUGUGGUGGGGAUCCUGGAAGCCUCGGACUUGUUCCACAUGAAAACUUUACGAGAUGCCUGUGUGAAAUUCCUGGAGAACCAACUUCAUCCUUGCAACUGCGUGGGCAUCAGGAAGUUUGCAGAUUCCUUUGCCAUUUCGGAUUUGUCUGAAAAGAGCAAGAAGCUCAUACUGGAAGGCUUUGCUGAGGUGUCUUGCCACGAGGAGUUCUUGGACUUAAGCAAAGAGGAGCUUGUGGAGUAUCUGUCCAAUGAACAUCUAGUGGUAAGAAAGGAAGAAGAAGUCUUUGAGGCCAUUAUGAAAUGGGUGAAUAAAAACAGCUUAGUCAGAUCCAAACACUUAAAGGAUCUUUUGGAACUUGUGAAACUGCCAUUGCUUGACCCGGCUUAUUUCCUGGAGAAGGUAGAAAUGGACAAGACUAUUCAAGGGUGCACUGAAUGUUUUCCUUUGCUGCACGAGGCUCGAUUGUACUACAUCCUCGGAAAUCAAGUCAACCCUCUCAGACUCACUCCAAGAAGGUUCACGGAUCUCUCAGAAGUGAUAGUUAUAAUUGGCGGCUGUGAUAAAAAUGGCCUCUUGAAGUUACCCCUUACUGAUACCUACCACCCAAAUGGGGGUCGUUGGAAGGCUCUAGCCAGUAUGCCGGGAUAUGCAAAGUCAGAGUUUGCUGCCUGUAUGUUAAAGAAUAACGUUUAUGUUUCAGGGGGGGAGAUCAAUAGUAGCGACGUGUGGAUGCUCAACACACAACUAAAUAGCUGGGUCCGGAUUGCCUCGCUGAACAAGGGCCGAUGGAGACAUAAAAUGGUCACUCUGAAAGGAGAGAUUUGUGCCGUGGGUGGCUUUGACGGCAUGCAGAGGUUGUCCUCAGUAGAAUGCUACAACACCUUCUCAAACACUUGGAAAGUUGUGCCCCCAAUGUUGGAAGCUGUUAGCUCUGCUGCUGUUGUGACCUGCAUGAACAAGAUCUAUGUGAUUGGUGGAGCGAUUGAGUCCAUCACGAACACCAACAAGGUUCAGUGCUUUGAUCCUGAAGAAAAUAAAUGGACUUUGAUGGAAGUAUCCCCGUUUUGCCAGAGGUGCAUCAAUGCUGUCGAGUUGGAAGGAACCAUCUACGUGGUUGGGGGCCUUCUGAGUAGCAUUUUCAGCUUUGACCCAAAAAAGGACCAUUGGCGUGAAGUUGCCAGUCUGCCAGCCCCACUGGAAAGCUGCGGGCUGACUGUGUGUGGGGGCAAGAUCUAUAUCCUCGGCGGAAGGGACGAGAACGGGGAAGGAACCAACAAGGUCUUUACAUUUGACCCCAAGACUGGGGUGGUGGAGAUGGAGUCUCCGAUGCAGCGUUGCACUAGUUACCAUGGAUGUGUGACCAUAUUGCAGAGGUCAUAACAUGAGGGAAGGAACCCAAAUGGUCACAGAGACUUAUGAACUGAUUGCUGCACUGAGCCUUCACACAACUCUUUUAUUUACCUUUUGUAUCGUCUUAAUAUUAUCAUUGAUGACUUUAUGUGUUUUUUAACUUAUGUAAGUAAUUCUUCCUUGAACAAAAACAAUUCUUACAAAAUGUGAGCUGCACUUUCUUUCCUAAAUGUGCCCCUGCAUUAUGCAUAGCUGCACCCCUAAACCUUUGAUCCCUGAUUUCCCAUGCACCCAUAGCAGUUAUUUUACAUUUUACAAUAAUUAUACACAGUAUGGCUUUCCCAGUGUUUCACAAGAAGGGAGAACAUGCUGCACUUUGUUCAGGGCUGCGAAAACUGUUUUAAAGGCUUGCAGUUACGAAAAGUCAGGUCUGCACACUCAAAGAGACUUUUGACUCAGGUGGUAAGAUUGUAAUAUGCUUUACUAGUAAAAGGACACAAAAUAUACAACAUAAUGUUUUACAAAAAACUAGAAACAUUUUGCAUGAUAAUGGUAUACAUACCACCCUUGAGUACAGAAAAAGGCAGACAAGAAAUUACAA
Xenopus laevis (African clawed frog) is the source of this 2702-nucleotide messenger RNA. RefSeq names its product kelch like family member 35 S homeolog (gene klhl35.S). The transcript is spliced from 7 exons. Bases 377 to 2131 code for a protein of 584 amino acids. Gene Ontology annotation, cellular component: cytoplasm; Cul3-RING ubiquitin ligase complex. The record is from RefSeq and is a predicted model, not a curated record. Lineage: Eukaryota; Metazoa; Chordata; Amphibia; Anura; Pipidae. Gene Ontology annotation, biological process: ubiquitin-dependent protein catabolic process.